This is a messenger RNA of Eupeodes corollae, 1408 nucleotides long. RefSeq names its product annexin B10 (gene AnxB10). Gene Ontology annotation, molecular function: calcium-dependent phospholipid binding; calcium ion binding. Gene Ontology annotation, cellular component: cytoplasm. The record is from RefSeq and is a predicted model, not a curated record. The coding region runs from base 211 to 1170 and encodes 319 amino acids. The transcript is spliced from 4 exons. NCBI's taxonomy places the organism in Eukaryota, Metazoa, Arthropoda, Insecta, Diptera, Syrphidae.
GUCCAAGUUCAAACUUCAACAAACAAAAACGGAAGAAAAAGUUAAAGAAGUCAACAAUAAUUAUUAAUUAAUUCAUAAUACAAGAUUAAUAUUGUUGUUAAAUUAAUUUAAUUCUGUGAGUCUGGUCAUCGUCUCGUCGAGUUUCAUUUUUGUUUUAAUUUUCAUUAAAGUGAACCUUAUUUUAUCCAGACACCUUCAAUCAUUCUAAAAAUGGAUUAUACGCCUAAACCAACUAUAGUCCCAGCAUCGCCGUUCGAUCCUGCUGCCGAUGGCCAAGCUCUUCGAACCGCCAUGAAAGGUUUUGGUACCGAUGAACAGGCCAUCAUUGACAUUUUAACCGCUCGCUCAAACUCUCAGCGUCAGGAGAUCAAAGCCUACUUCCUACAUGAAUAUGGUCGUGAUUUGAUUGAUGAUUUGAAAAGUGAAUUAGGAGGUAAAUUCGAAGAUGUCAUCAUUGGUCUAAUGAUGCCACCAGUCGAGUAUCUUUGCAAACAACUUCACAAGUCAAUGGAAGGUUUGGGUACAAAUGAAGAAUCUCUUGUGGAAAUUCUUUGUACCAAAUCCAACGAAGAAAUGGCUGAAAUAGUGAAAGCCUACGAAGAUAAAUACGACCGUCCAUUGGCUGAGCAUAUGUGUAGUGAGACAUCGGGUCAUUUUAGACGUUUAUUAACUCUCAUUGUGACGGGUGUUCGUAAUCCAGCCGGAACUGUUGAUCCAGAUAAGGCUAAAGAACAAGCUGAAGCCCUUUAUGCUGCUGGUGAAGCGAAAUUGGGCACCGACGAAGAGGUAUUCAAUCGUAUUAUGGCACAUGAGAGUUUUGCCCAGUUGCGAUUGAUUUUUGAGGAGUACAAGCAGAUCUCCGGCAUGACUUUGGAACAAGCUAUUAAGCAUGAGAUGAGUGGUGAAUUGCAUGAAGCAAUGAUGGCUAUUGUUGAAUGUGCUCAAUCGCCUCCUGCAUUCUUUGCCAAUCGUUUAUUCAAAGCAAUGGACGGUGCUGGCACAGAUGACCGAACACUGAUCCGCAUAAUUAUCAGUCGAUCCGAGAUCGAUUUGGGCAAUAUUAAGGAUGAAUUUGAACGAUUGUACAAUAGGACUUUAGUCAGUGCUGUUAAGUCCGAGACAUCUGGCGACUACAAACGGGCGCUUUGUGCUCUUAUUGGAGGCGCAUAAAUUGCGUAUAAGAAUUUCUUGUUUUUUUUUUAAUUAUGUAUCUCAUUGUCCUUUAAUUAUCUGUGAAUCUCUCCAACUUGAAGUACCCUGCAUAGAAAGUGCCUAACUCAAAAAAUAGAUAUAUUUACAUUUUUAUGUUAAUUUUUGUUUACACUCUCUUUUUUUACCAUUCCUAAAUGUGCUUUAAAAUAAACAUACAGUUUCUCUCAGAAUAAACAAUAAAACAUGUUUUCAAGUA